AACAGGUGAGAGCUACUUUUACAGAUGGCCGCUUACUGGUCCCGACAGCUUCGUCUGCGUGUCGAAAGUGAGGAUCCUGCUUAUCAUGGUUUAAAGAAACUCAAACUAAGGGGAAAAGAACUGUCUGAUCUCCCAUAUGAAGUGUUUUCCUUAUUAGAACUUGAGGUGUUAGAUCUGAGUCCUGAGCGGCAGUCGUGUUUAGCUUAUCGCUUGUCGUACGUGCCACCAGAGAUAGGACGCCUGGUGAACCUCAAGGUUUUGAUGCUCGACACCAACGAUUUGCGAGAGAUUCCUCCACAAAUUGCUCUCCUGCGCAAUCUAGAAAGAAUUGCUCUCAGUAACAAUUCACUAUCCCAACUUCCGGCGGAAUUUUCAAAUUUGAAAAGUCUAAAAAGCUUACACAUUGCAAACAAUGAAUUCGUCGAUAUUCCACUCGAAGUGUGCGAAUUGGAGGACUUAGAAUUCUUAGAUUUUUCAGACAACCAAAUACACAAAGUCCCUGACGAAAUCAGCAAAUUAGCCAAGCUGGAAACUCUCUUGUUGCCUUACAAUAAAAUCAAGGUGCUACCUGAUGGAAUAUGCAGGCUGGUCAACCUCCGAUCUUUGUGGCUGGGGAAAAAUAAACUUAAAUCAUUGCCCAAGGAUUUUGGGAAUUUAGUUUUAUUGGACUGGGGAUUAAAUUGGCACUCGUCUAUUUUAGACGGUAAUCCGCUAAUUUCCCCACCGCUUGAGGUCUGUCGUUUAGGCCCGGUGCAGAUAGGACGCUACUUUAACAUGGCAGCCGAGAAAAAGAAGAGUGAUUCGAUGAAUAACAGUCGCCCAUCACCACCCAAGUCAGAUCCGCCUGCCACGGAAACUGCUAGAGGAAACUGAGACAUUGAAUAUUGUUAUCGUCUGACGGGCCUUUCCUGUGAAGGAUCAAGCUUAAUGGAUUUGCGUCUUAUUCACCCACGGGUACAUUAACCUAGUCAGUAUGGAUGUUAUAGGAUUGAGGCCAUUAUACUUUUUUGUCAUUUUCAUUAUUAGGAGUGUUUUCUUUUGGCUUGUUAUCCCAUCGAUUUCAGUUCCAUACAUUCUUAUCAACAUUUGGAUUACUUUAACUAGUUUCCAAAGACUCGCUGAUCUUUGCGCAACUCUUUAAAGAUUAAAAGAUUACUGUAAGAAAUUGCUCAGUUUUGCCUUUUAAAAGACGGGUAAAAAGACCAACAACAAUCUGUAAAUUAAUAAAGUAAUUGAAUCUAUUCCAAUUGCGUGUAUUGGGA
Molecule: messenger RNA, 1262 nt
Organism: Lingula anatina
Lineage: Eukaryota; Metazoa; Brachiopoda; Lingulata; Lingulida; Lingulidae
Cellular component (GO): cytoplasm
Molecular function (GO): protein binding
Source: RefSeq, a predicted model, not a curated record